AUGGCAGAAGAGACAUCAGUCGAAGCAGUGGCAGCGUCCGCGACCUCAUCUCCAGCGGGGAAGAAGGCGAAGGCGGCCAAGAGCGGCGCCGCGAAGAAGCCACGCGUGAAGCCGACGCACCCGAAGACCUCUGAGAUGGUGACGAACGCCAUCAAGAACCUGAAGGAGCGCGGCGGCUCCUCGCUGCAGGCCAUCAAGAAGUACGUGGCGGCCAACUACAAGGUGGACGCCGAGAAGCUGGCGCCCUUCAUCCGCAGAUACCUGAAGUCCGCCGUGACGAGCGGCGCGCUGGUGCAGACGAAGGGCAAGGGCGCGUCCGGAUCGUUCAAGCUGGCCGGCGCGCCGAGCAAGAGCGAGAAGCCCGUGGCGAAGAAGCCGCGCGGCCCGUCCAAGAAGACGUCGGCCGGCGAGAAGAAGGUGAAGAAGAGCCCGGCGUCGCCCAAGAAGAAGCCCACGGCGGCGGCCAAGAAGGCCGUGGCGGCGAAGAAGCCCAGCGGCGAGAAGAAGGCCGCGAAGAAAGUUGCGUCUCCGGCGAAGAAGAAGGUGGCGCCCAAGCAGAAGCCCACGAAGGCGUCCGCGAAGUCGGCGGGCACGAAGCCGAAGGUGCCGAAGCCCAAGAAGACGGGAUCGCCGAAGAAGGCCGCGGCGCCGAAGAAGACGGCGGCCAAGAAGAAGUAAAGCAGCAGCUCAGCGUCUUCCAUCAUCUUUCCCACAUUGGGACCCCAGAAAAACAGCCCUUCUCAGGGCUAUCAA
Molecule: messenger RNA, 753 nt
Organism: Phlebotomus argentipes
Lineage: Eukaryota; Metazoa; Arthropoda; Insecta; Diptera; Psychodidae
Product: histone H1-like
Exons: 1
Coding region: 1-678 (225 amino acids)
Biological process (GO): nucleosome assembly; chromosome condensation; negative regulation of DNA recombination
Cellular component (GO): nucleosome; nucleus
Molecular function (GO): double-stranded DNA binding; nucleosomal DNA binding; structural constituent of chromatin
Source: RefSeq, a predicted model, not a curated record